Molecule: messenger RNA, 2686 nt
Organism: Telopea speciosissima
Lineage: Eukaryota; Viridiplantae; Streptophyta; Magnoliopsida; Proteales; Proteaceae
Product: BTB/POZ domain-containing protein NPY1-like
Exons: 4
Coding region: 582-2429 (615 amino acids)
Molecular function (GO): protein binding
Source: RefSeq, a predicted model, not a curated record
CACAAUUCACACCCUGCACCCUCUGUCUCUGUAUGCUUUGUUUUUGCAAAUCUCAAAAGGAGAGAGAGAGAGAGAGAGAGAGAGAGAGAGAGAUUAUUACAGAGAAAAAAGGAAAGAGGAGAUCUCCAGAUUUUACUCCAAGAGAUCUUUGGGGAUCAGAGUGAUUUAAAGCAAAGGCGGCUAGAGGGAGAUAGACUUCUGGGCACACGAUAUUUUUCAUUUAUAAUCCAUCGUCAUCAUCAUCAGCCUUUGGCUCUGGGAAUAGUGGUUUCGAUGAAAACCGCUUUGAUCCUGAGUGGGUUUAUUUUUUUGUGAGGGAUGGUCAGGCAGUUUUGUGAGUGUCAGCGAAUUAAAAGGAGCAGCAGGGAACGGCGCUUAGAGACGUAACAUAAGAGUGGUGUUGUUGGGUUCCGGGGAUUGGGGUAGUGUGUUUGGGUUGACUGGUGGUGGUGGUGGUGGUGGUUCGCGGAAGCUGUGCCGGGUAUGAAAGUUGUUCUUACAGUGUUUGGGAGCGGUUUUUGAGGCGGUAUUGAAGUAGGUUUAUUGGGUUUUUGGUGUUUUAUUUUCUACGUAUUGGGGAGAUGAAGUUUAUGAAGUUAGGAUCAAAGCCGGAUGCAUUUCAAGCUGAUGGCAACUGUAUCAGGUAUGUAGCAUCUGAGCUGGCUACUGAUGUUGCCAUAAUUGUUGGGGAAGUGAAAUUUUAUCUGCACAAGUUUCCUCUGUUGUCCAAAAGCAAUCGUUUGCAAAAGCUUGUACUGAGAGCCAAUGAGGAAAACACCAAUGAAGUCUGCAUGGUUGAUUUUCCCGGUGGACCAAAGGCCUUCGAGAUAUGUGCCAAAUUCUGCUAUGGUAUGACUGUCACCCUCAAUGCUUACAAUGUUGUUGCUGCUCGAUGUGCAGCAGACUAUCUUGAGAUGACAGAGGAUGCUGAUCGUGGAAACCUAAUUUUUAAAAUUGAGGUUUUCCUAAAUUCGAGUGUCUUCCGCAGUUGGAAAGAUUCUAUUAUUGUCCUUCAGACUACCAAGUCUCUUCUACCAUGGUCUGAGGAUUUGAAGGUAGUUGGAAGAUGCAUAGAUUCUAUUGCUUCUAAAACCUCAGUUGAUCCGUCAAAUGUCACUUGGUCAUACACCUAUAACCGGAAGUUAGCAGUGGCAGAUCAGAUUUGUGAGAAUGGGAUAAGAUUACAAAAGAAAUUUCAAUCUGUUCCCAAAGACUGGUGGGUCGAAGAUAUAUGUGAAUUGGAUAUUGAUCUUUACAAGCGAGUGAUGGUUGCUGUAAAGUCAAAGGGGAGAAUGUCUGCUGAUGUGAUUGCUGAAGCACUCAAGGCAUAUGCUAUCAGAUGGCUGCCGGACUCGGUUGAUGCUCUGGUUUCUUAUGACUAUGCCCUGAAGAGUAGGUCUUUGGUUGAAACCAUCAUCUGGUUAUUGCCUUCUGACAAGGGUUCUGAAUGUUUGUGUAGUUUCCUACUGAAGUUGUUGAAAGUUGCCAUCCUGGUCGGAGCUGGUGAUGCACAAAAGGAAGAGCUUUUGAAGAGAAUCAGUUGGCAGUUGGAUGAAGCUACUGUAAAUGAUCUACUGAUUCCGGCACAGCCACCAGAUACUACCAUUUAUGACGUGAAGCUGGUGCAGAACAUUGUGAAUCGGUUUGUAAUGCAAGCCCGACGUACUCAGAAUUUGGAUUUUGUUGACAAACAUGAGAAGGUUUCAGAUGAUUUUGUGUUAGGGAGAGGGUCCUGGCUGAAUGUUGGCAAACUGAUUGAUGGGUAUCUUGCUGAAAUUGCCUCUGAACCAAAUCUUCCUGUCUCUAGCUUCGUUGAUCUCUCACAAUUGAUUCCAGAAUCAGCUAGACCAAUUCAUGAUGGAUUAUACAAGGCCAUAGACAUCUACCUGAAGGAGCACCCUAAUUUGAUGAAAAUCGAGAAGAAGAAGAUUUGUGGACUAAUGGAUGUUAAAAAGUUGUCAAUGGAUGGAUGCAUGCAUGCAGCACAAAAUGAAUGUCUCCCACUUCGUGUGGUGGUCCAGGUCCUCUUCUUUGAGCAGGUCAGGGCAGCUGCUGGGGGCCUUAAUGCCCCACAAAAUGUUUCUCGUGCUAGUUCACGUUCUACUACAAACACUGAAGAAUGGGAGAAGACAGCGCCAGAGGACUGCAAAUCACUCGAGAAACAGAUGAGCCAAAUGAAGAUCUGUGACAAUGAGUGCCAGAAAAAUAGGGAGAAGAAAGACAAAGGCAGCAAAAACAAAGGUGGAGGUGUGUUGCUUCCAUCACGAUCAAGAAGAUUCUUUGACAAGUUGUGGGUUGGGGUUACAGGGCUUGGUGAGAACAGGAGCUCUGAGACAUCAGGGAGUUCUCAGAGCCCAACUUCACUGAAUCCUGGGGAGACCAGAUCAUCUGGUUCCUCCUCAAGACACAGAAGGCAUUCUGUAUCUUGAAGGAUUUUAUGAUGUAUAUGUCCUGGCGCAGUUUAGAAGAUUGUACUAUCAAAUCAAAGUGUAAAAAGUGGUAGUAUUUUGCCGAGGCUGAUGUAUGUCAUCUAUUCCUGCUAUAGUAAUCCAAAAGAGGGUUUCGACACUGAAAGAUGUAGUUAGUUUCUUGGAGCCUUCCCUGGGAUAGUCUGCCUGUUUGUGUAACAUUGUCUUCCACAUAGUGCAUUGAUUCAAUAGGAAUUUUUCCCCUUCUUUCCCAAUUA